ACGGGAUGGGACGAACAUCGGCACCACCGAUUCUUGUGCUAACGGCAUUUCCCCCCCUCGAACAGCAGCGUCUUCGCUUGUCCGGCUGUUACCUGAUUCUAUGCUAUACUGGAGCGCGGCCGGUCGAGCUAUGGACAAUGAGAAGCAGAGACCAAAAGACAGCUAGCUCCCUUGGGGAGCAUUUCGGGUCGAAAGCUAUCAUGCCCGGUACUACAUCACAGAACAAGCCGCUGCC
Messenger RNA from Lasiosphaeria miniovina, 235 nucleotides. RefSeq lists its product as uncharacterized. The annotation marks the transcript as partial. The record is from RefSeq and is a predicted model, not a curated record. NCBI's taxonomy places the organism in Eukaryota, Fungi, Ascomycota, Sordariomycetes, Sordariales, Lasiosphaeriaceae. The transcript is spliced from 2 exons.